This is a messenger RNA of Tripterygium wilfordii, 930 nucleotides long. Its product is annotated as 60S ribosomal protein L6-like. NCBI's taxonomy places the organism in Eukaryota, Viridiplantae, Streptophyta, Magnoliopsida, Celastrales, Celastraceae. Gene Ontology annotation, cellular component: ribosome; cytosolic large ribosomal subunit. Gene Ontology annotation, molecular function: structural constituent of ribosome; RNA binding. Gene Ontology annotation, biological process: cytoplasmic translation; ribosomal large subunit assembly. The record is from RefSeq and is a predicted model, not a curated record. The transcript has 4 exons. Bases 70 to 771 code for a protein of 233 amino acids.
ACUAGGGUUUCUCUGAAUCUCCCGUGCUCGCACACAUCAGGUAAGAGUGAGAGGAAAGAGCUAUUAGCAAUGGCGGCUAAACAGAGAAAGCCUCAUUCAUCCAGAAAUCCCGAUCUGAUUAGGGGUAUUGGUAAGUAUUCCAGGUCUCAAAUGUAUCACAAGCGUGGUCUCUGGGCAAUCAAGGCCAAAAACGGCGGCAAAUUCCCACAUCAUGACCCCAAGCCUAAGGCCGCCGCCGCCCCAGAAAAGCCGCCAAAGUUCUAUCCUGCUGAUGAUGUCAAGAAACCGCUUGUUAACAAGCACAAGCCAAGAAUCACCAAGCUCAGGUCCAGCAUCACCCCAGGUACUGUGCUUGUCAUCCUUGCUGGUAGGUUCAAGGGCAAGCGAGUGGUGUUCUUAAAGCAGCUGCCAUCUGGGUUGCUUCUCAUCUCUGGACCGUUUAAGGUCAAUGGUGUUCCCUUAAGACGUGUCAAUCAAGCUUAUGUAAUUGGAACUUCAACCAAGGUUGAUAUUUCUGGAGUCAACUUGGAUAAAUUUGAUGACAAGUACUUUGCCAAAAAAAAUGAGAAGAAGAAGAAUAAGGGAGAAGGGGAGUUCUUUGAGGCAGACAAAGAGGACAAAAAUGAGCUCCCUCAGGAGAAGAAGGAUGAUCAAAAGGCUGUGGACACACCAUUGAUCAAAGCAGUUGAAGGAGUUCCAGACUUGAAGACCUACUUGGCUGCUAGGUUUUCUCUCAAGGCAGGCAUGAAACCUCAUGAGCUUGUCUUUUAGAUCAAGGCUUGCCAAGAAUUAGGAUUGUUCGUCUUUUGCUACAUUUUGUUGCGUUUUGGUUGAAUUUUGUUUUAGUGGAUGUACCAUUCCAGUUUUAUUUGUUAUAACCAGCUAUAUGACAUCUUCAGGUUAUGCAUUAUACAAGGGAUAUUUUCUCAA